AUGUCUAUUAACGUAGGAAUUAAUGGUUUUGGAAGAAUCGGUAGAUUGGUGUUAAGAAUUGCCUUGGAAAGAGAGGAUAUUAAUGUGGUUGCAAUAAAUGAUCCUUUUAUUGCACCUGAUUAUGCGGCUUAUAUGUUUAAAUACGAUUCUACUCAUAGAUCUUAUAAAGAUGAAGUCACAUCCGAAGAUAACUAUUUAGUUAUCAAGGGGAAGAAAAUUCAAGUAUUUCAAGAAAGAGAUCCCGCUAAUAUCCCAUGGGGGAAAGUUGGUGUUGAAUAUGUAAUCGAGUCUACAGGAGUUUUCACCAAAUCCGAUGCUGCUAAAAAACAUAUUGAUGCAGGUGCUAAGAAAGUUAUUAUCACUGGUCCUUCAGCUGAUGCUCCAAUGUUCAAUAUGGGUGUUAAUGAAGAUACUUAUACACCAGAUAUCGAUAUACUUUCAAAUGCUUCUUGUACUACUAAUUGUUUAUCUACAAUUGCUAAGAUUGUUAACGAUAAAUUCGGAAUUGAAGAAGGGUUGAUGACUACAGUUCAUUCAACCACAGCUACUCAAAAAACUGUUGACGGUCCAUCCAAUAAGGAUUGGAGAGGUGGAAGAACAGCUUCAGCUAAUAUCAUUCCAUCUACUACUGGUGCUGCAAAAGCCGUUGGUAAGGUUAUUCCUGAAUUAAAUGGGAAGUUGACUGGAAUGUCGUUCAGAGUUCCUACCACCAAUGUUUCAAUUGUUGAUUUAACUGUUAGAUUAAAGACCCCAACAACAUAUAAGGAAAUCUGUCAAGCUAUGAAGAAAGCUAGUGAAGGUGAGUUCAAAGGAAUUGUUGGUUAUACUUCUGAUGACGUAGUUUCAACGGAUUUCAUGAGUUCUCCAUACUCAUCAAUUUUUGAUGAAAAGGCAGGUAUUCAAUUAUCUCCAACUUUCAUCAAAUUGGUUGCUUGGUAUGAUAACGAGUUUGGUUAUUCCAACAGAGUUGUUGAUUUAUUAGAAUAUGUAGUUAACAAAUCUAAAUAG
Messenger RNA from Yamadazyma jaroonii, 1008 nucleotides. Lineage: Eukaryota; Fungi; Ascomycota; Pichiomycetes; Serinales; Debaryomycetaceae. The record is from the annotation of a GenBank genome assembly.